AACUCGCGGUACCAGACGUAUCAGAGAAUGUGGAAUUACAUGUAUUCUAAGCAGCCGAGCGUCUUUGUUAAAAGCACGGAAGAAGGCAUCGCCCGCGUGCUCAACUCCAACUAUGCUUUCCUGCUGGAGUCCACCAUGAACGAGUAUUACCGCCAGCGCAAUUGCAACCUCACCCAGGUCGGGGGCCUUCUGGACACCAAGGGCUACGGGAUUGGCAUGCCAGUCGGUUCUCUUUUCCGUGAUGAGUUUGACAUGGCCAUUCUCCAGCUGCAGGAGACCAACCGUCUGGAAAUCCUGAAGCGGAAAUGGUGGGAGGGCGGACAGUGUCCAAAAGAAGAAGAUCACCGAGCCAAGG
Messenger RNA from Thamnophis sirtalis, 355 nucleotides. Lineage: Eukaryota; Metazoa; Chordata; Lepidosauria; Squamata; Natricidae. The record is from RefSeq and is a predicted model, not a curated record.